Molecule: messenger RNA, 3118 nt
Organism: Actinia tenebrosa (Australian red waratah sea anemone)
Lineage: Eukaryota; Metazoa; Cnidaria; Anthozoa; Actiniaria; Actiniidae
Source: RefSeq, a predicted model, not a curated record
GAUUGCUCUGUUGACUGCUCUGUCUGCUCUGUUAUGUUGUCGAGGAGCUUUCUGUUUUCCUGAACGGAAGUUAUGAUCCAAAGGACAAACGGAAGACUGCUGUCGAAAACGCAAUUAAGGAGCGAGAGAAAGGAGCUUCAAAGAGUUCGUUUUGUUAUGGUUUAAUACUAGUAACAAGAAGGAAGGUCAAAAUAACACAAGAAAGCCAACAAAGUGCUGCAGACAAAUGGUUUUCGAUUGGCGUACUGUUUUCGUCUUGGUUUCCAUUUAAUCGACUGGAUGACUUUUGAGGUUAUUGUUCUUCAUAAUUACUGACAGUGAUAUUAGCCCGCGGCGAUCAGUUGUUUUACUGUUACCUUGGUUCUAAACAUCUUAUUUUAAUUGUUGCUCUCAAAAAGCCCUUGAAGUAAAUAUUUCGAAUCGUGAUUCACUUAACUUAAAUUCGACCUUAAUCUUCCACAAAACAAGAGUUAAUUAUCGAGGAUGCGUAAUAUAAUUUGCAACGGAGUCAUGCGCAUGCCUUUUUAAAAACUUGGUUAGUCGUGAUUUUUUGGUUAAAAAAAACCCUCAAAGUAUGGCGAAGAGUAAAGAAGCAAUAGAUCUCAAAGGAAAACUAUCAAGAAAGAUUGCAGAAUUGACGAUGGUCGUUCACUUGCUGUUCACGAGAAACCAUGAACGAGAGGUCGAAAUAGAGGCCUUGAAGACUGUGUAUGGGCGUGAGAUCAAAAAGAUUGAAGAAGAAGUUAAGGGAAAAGUUUCAUGGCUGGAAGGCCAGUUAGAGGAUUUCGAGAAAGCAAGAGUGAUGCUAGACUUGAAGGACACAGAAAUAACGAAACAUAAACAACAAGCUCAGCUGCUACAAGAACGCGAAUUAGAACUGAAACGCAAUCUGGAUGACAAGAACCAUUUACUUGCAUUCGCGGAAAAAGAUAUUAUAAAAUUAAGAGAGCAGUUGUUUAGUAAAGCAAGUUUUAGUACUGAACAAUCAGAGGGGUUACAACAACUGAGAGAUGAAAUUGAACGUCUCAGAAAGACAAAUGAUGAACUUAGUGCCAAAUUGUCCUCAAAGACGCAAAAGCAGAAAAAUUACCAAAUGCAAAUAGAUGAACUUCAAACCAAAGUAAAAAGACUAGACAGGGAACUUCAGGAUGCAUUAUCAUUAAAAGAAAGACUUGAAAAACAACUGGAUGGCCGUCAGAAUGAUUGGCAGGGCGAGACUGACAGGUUACAGGCAAAGAUUGCCGAACUGUUAGAAUGUCAAAUAGAGGAUCAAGACAAAUAUUCAAAACUUGAAAAAAGGAGCAAACAGUUCCAACUGCUUAAUAAAGAACUAGAAGAAUCAAAUAGAAAACUAAAUAUUCAGAUUCAACAGUUAAUAAAUGAUAAAAACCGGAAAAAGGAACCUCGAAAGAGUAAGACGAAACAAGAGACUCCUGAGGUACCAAGAUGUACACCAGCUUAUGAGAGAGAUGAAGAACUAGAAAGGCUGCGAAAGGAAGUUCAACGAUAUCGAUUAGAAAUAAGCAACAGAGAAUCCAAUUUUAACAGAGUAUUUGCUGAACAGAAACCCAUCAUAACAGAUGGGAAAAGAAGAACUUCCAUGACUGGUUCUCCUGAUCAUGCAAUGUUUCCUAAUCUAACUGGUGCUCGUGGUCGUAUGUCAGCCAAUGGACAAGUCUCCCCAUCUCAUUUGCCAUCAUUAAAAUAGAUCAAAAAACACUUACUUCAUAGCCAGAAGAAGAGUAGAAAAGGAUAAACUAAGUUAUAUAGAAUUUUAGGCUUCUGUUAAAUCAGGCUUUUCAAGCUUUUCCCGUAAAAGCUAUGAAAAGAAAAAUUGAAUUAAUUUCAGACUUGACGUUUCCACAUGGAUUUUUAUUGCAUGGCACCAUGUCUAUUGUCAUGAGAAUAAAAGCAUUUGUUUACUGCCAUUUUCAUAAACAUGCGAACUCGGUAGGUGCGAGCUACACACUGAAAUUUAGUUUUUGGCUGCCGUCAAUCAAAUCUAAUCAGUUGGUACCUUUCAUAUGUUUGACUGGUGGCAACGAAAAAUGCACCUCGUAGCUACAGAGUUUGCAUGUUUAUAAAAAUGGUAGUUAACCAACAUAAAUUCAUUUGUUCAUGAGGUUACACAGGGAAAAAAAAUUGUUUCAGACAAAAGCACAGUCUCAUAAGAAAGCUAGGUUCUCCCUAUAUCAUAUUAAUAAAUGUAUGGAAAGGGUUGAGGAAAGGGUAAGGAAAGUCAUUAAAAAAGAAGUUACCCCUUCAUUAAAUCUGUUUGGUAGGUCAAUAAUCAAAAACAAACCAUUCAACUUUCUAAUGUUUCUCCUUCAGAAAAGUUGUGUGGUAAAUAGAGAAAUAGUUCUCAAAAGAAUAACUAGAUCCAAGAGUUAGUUUAUAUAUUCAUACCUGUAAUGUAUGUACAUUGAAGUCUUUAUUAUUUAAACCUUGAAAUAUGUCAAAAUCACUCAACUGCUUUUCGCAUCUGGGGAAAAUAAAAUGUUACGAAAUUAUCUAAAAAACUAAAAAAUAAUAAAAAAUCUCAACAGAAAUCCUAGGGAACAAAUCCUCUUAGGAAAUAUAUUUAUGACAAGUGAAAUGAAAGUCAUAACUUAGAGUGGAUUUCAUAUGAAUGCAGGGGCCGGCRUACCUAGAGGGAGGGUUAUAGGGUGCCCAUGUCCCUCAGUUUGUAAGCCAAWGGAGUGAUAAAAAAUAAAAGGAUGUUUAUUUUGGUUAAGCGUUUCUGAGGGGGAAAAAUAGGCAGCUGUUCAGAUUUGUGCCUCUCCCCCCCUGAAAAAUCCUGGCUACACUGUAUGCCCCUGGAAAGGUAAACAUAUGGUAUUGCUUUACAAGCAUGAUAAUUUACAAGCAAAUAGUUGAAAUAGGCACCAAUUGUCUUGCAGUAAAUUAACCAAUUACAAUGUGUGUAGCUAUGGUAAGAUAUGGUACAGCUACACUGCUAUGCAUAUUUGCCACAUCAUCUCCCACUUAAAUGCAAACCGUCCUAUCAUAAUCAAUAAAUAUUMUAUUAUUUUACCCUACCUCAUAAACUGGUUUUCUGCUGCCUUGCAAUCUUUCCUUACAGAAAGUAAUUUCUAAAUAAAAAUUUACUGAACCUGAA